Molecule: messenger RNA, 3654 nt
Organism: Eurytemora carolleeae
Lineage: Eukaryota; Metazoa; Arthropoda; Copepoda; Calanoida; Temoridae
Gene: egl
Biological process (GO): nucleobase-containing compound metabolic process
Molecular function (GO): nucleic acid binding; 3'-5' exonuclease activity
Source: RefSeq, a predicted model, not a curated record
CAGCUGGCACCGGAUACAGUGAUGCGGGUUUUCUAAACGAAAACCUGAUUUUCACUCAACCACCAGGUUUAAACCCUGAAUAUAUAUCAGCUGAUUGAUUGAUUCAACUACAAGUUUACUAGAUUUAUUAGAGGCAAAUGGAAUCGAUUAAUUGAUCUACAUGUGGAUAAGAUCGAUAGGUUGAUCUUGUGGUGAUUAGAUUGAAUUGUUGAUACACAGGUGGAUAGGCCGAUCAAUGGAUUGAUCUAAUGGUGAAUAGGAUUGAUUAAUUGAUCUUCAGUCAGAUCAAUUGAUAAAGAGUGAACCUAAUAAACUAUGAUGAACUGAUCUCCUGGUAAAUCAAUAAGAGCAUUGAUCGAUUCAUUGAUCUGUUGAUCGUUGAUCUUCUGUAGAAGAAGAGUAAGAAGGAGAAGGAGAGGAUGGAGUCCCAGGACUAUGAGCACUACAGGAAUCUUACCCUUAUGUUCUUCCUGGAGAAGCUCGUGGAUAAAGGAGGUCCCCGAACUCUGCAUGAUCUGUCCUGUCAGUUUGGUACUCGAGGGUUCAGCAAGGAGAUGAGACAGAUUGCUGGAGGAUCCCAGUCUGGACUUAGGAAGUUUUUACAACAGUAUCCGUCCCUGUUCUCAGUAGACGGGGAUUGGGUUACAGUUACUCCAACACAGAAGGUUGGAGGUUCAGACGGUGACUCUAUAGGAGAACGAGAUUAUGUUGUAGAAGCUGUUGAGUACUUUAAACAUAAACUAAAGCAGUAUGGAGCUGGGACGGAAGUACCCAUCAAGAGUUUGUUGGGACACAGAUCACAAGCGCCUCCUGAGGUUCGUCAUAUAUCAGGGCAGCAUGUCAAGGAGUUCACGGAUUUUCUCGCCAAGUACCCGGAGGAGUUCGUCGUUAACGAGGAGAUUGUCUACCUCAAGGAGUAUGAGGGGAAGAUUACGAACACGUUCAAGGAAAUCGAAGAAGUUCGAAUCGAUCCUGUGAUCACAAAUCAAUUCAUUCAGUUUUUCCGCGAGAAAAUCGAUUCCUCCGGAGAAUUGAACGUUGACCAACUGUUCAAUAUUGCGGUCAGACAAUUCGGCGAGGAAGCUUGUGGAAACCUGUUCAAGACUGGACAGGAUCUUUCAACCUUUCUCCGGAUAUACUCCCACAUUUUCCAUGUUCAGAACCAUAUUGUUACUUUGGUUCCACAGAAAACAUUUUCUUUAUCUCAUUCAAACAAGGCUCCUUCUAUCCAAAAUGGGUUUGGAGAAAACAGGAACGGAGAUAUUAUCAAGAACGGAGACAGGAACGGAGAUAUUAGUCCUCGAAACUCUUGUCCCAGCACUGGUUCCUCCUCCCCCGUCCCCCGGGAUUCACCGCGGGAGAAUCAGAUCUCUUUGAACCAGCAAACCUUGAAGCAGAGGGUUAAUAUGGUUGUCCUGAGAAUGCUGGCUCAGAACUCGGACCAGGAUCAACGCUCCGGGGGUUUAGGAGUUCAGGAACCUAGAAACAACCCCUCGGAUCAAAGAUCUGUGCUCCAUGAACAACGAUCAAUGCAGCAGGAGCCUAGACCUCCGGUAACAACGGAGUCAAGAGAAUCCUUGAAGUUCCGAACCCUGCAGGUCUCAAGAGUAGUUGUAAACGUAAAGGAGAGUUCUCAGAUCGUGGAAGAAAUGCUCCGAGUGGGAGAACCAGUAGGGUUGGACGGAGAGGGAGUAAAUCUUGGUCCUAAAGGAAAACUGACCCUGGUUCAGAUAAGUACUAUGUCGGGUCAGGUUACUCUAUUCGAUGUACUCACCAACCCUGCUCUCAUGACGCAGGGGGGACUUGGCAAACUUAUUCAAUCAGAGUUAAUCGUUAAGGUUGUACACGACUGUAGAAAUGAUUCUGCUGCCUUGUACCAUCAACAUGACGUCACUAUUAGGAACGUAUUUGAUACACAGGCCGCACAUGCAGUACUAGAGCUCCAGCAGACGGGUAAGCCCGUGUACAAGGUGAAGAACGUCUCCUUAAACGCUUUGUGUGAGCAGUACAACGCCCCACUUAACCCCAUGAAGGAUCAGGUAAAAAAUAUAUAUCGACGAGAUCAGAAAUUCUGGGCCCGGCGACCGCUAACACGAGAUAUGAUAUGUUACGCGGCAGCUGACGUUCUUGCACUGGUUCCAACCAUUUAUACAGCCAUGUCGAGGUAUAUUAUUAUUAUUAUUAUUAGCGGGAUAAAACCUGAGUUUAUGAACCUGUUCCUCUCCCUGUGUGAGGAGCAGAGUCUCAUGUACAUCCAGUCCGAGGAGGUGAAGGAGAGGAAGAGGCAGAGGAAGGUUGAGACGGAGGUAGCAGAUCUCCGGCUGAAACUAGCAACCACGCAGAGCAAAAAUAUUGUUCUAUCAAACCGAGAGAUUCGGUUACUCAGGUAUGUCGAGCUUACAGAGGAGGAUAAGGAGAAGUUAAAAGGAUCCUACAAGGUGGCAAAAAAGCUUGAAAAGCUAGAAAGCAAGGAUUCCCGAGGUUUUGAUUCAGAUGAUGAGGAUGAUGAUUAUGAUUGUGAUCCUGGAGAUUAUCCAAGUAUGGAAAGUGAGAUGAGUGUUCCAUCUCCAGAGUCAAGUUUAUCUCCUAGACCUUCCUCCUUAGCGGAGUCUAUGCAGAUGGUUGAUGAUAUUCUAUCAGAUAACAGUAUAGAACGCCUGGAUAGAAUAGACAGAAUAGAUAGUAUCCUAGCCGCAGCACACGCCUUAAACUCUUUCACACCUUCCCCUAAACUGGAGGGAACAAAGGUCGAUGCAGAAACUCAGACGAUGUCAACUGGAGAUAUUGUUAUCACAAAGGUGUAUUUCCCUGAAGGUCAAGGACUCAGUUCACAGGAGAACACACCACAAAACUCCCCAAAGAAGAAAAUAGAUAUAAGCUAAAAUCAAACCAAAAGAUUAUUCGUCUUCCACGUGUUUGGAAAUAUUUUCAAAAUGGCGCUGCCCUCGAGAUUAUGUAAAGAAAGCGCUAACCGUAAAAUUUUGCAAAUAUGGCGCUAUAUACCAACUAGAUGUCGCGUUGCAACUCGUGAUUUAGACUUUUAUAAAUCCCAUUAGAUAAUGGUUACCUUUCCAUAUUCAGUAUUUAGAACUAUGUAAAUAUUUUUUUCUAGAUAAUAUCACAAGUUUACACGACAAUCAAAAUAUUUAUACUAAUCUUAAAAUGAUUUUUAAUUGAGAUUUUUCUUGACCCGCCGUAAACUUUAGAAAACUUGUUUAAAAGAUUGGAAUCAUAAUUUUUAGAGAGAAAAAAGUUGUUUUAAUUUAUUUAAAUAACAAAUCUCAAAGCUGAAAUUUCUUAGAUGCCAUAAAAAGAAAAAUUUGAUGUUCACUGUACAAAUUUGAAUUUAUAGCUUGUACAUAGAAUACAUUCAGUUCUAACUAUUCUACCGAUACCAGUUUCAUCAUAUAUAUUAUUCCCAGGUGGCUAUACUGACUAAUAUUUGUUAAUUUACAUGUCAAUCUUAGUUACAAUCCUUAUUAUAUGUAGAUAUUAUUUAUAACAAUUAUAUUUAACAUUAUCUGAAUUUUUUGUAAAUUUAUUUAUUUCAGUACUUAAAGAAACCCCUCCCAGGUGAAAUUACAUAUAGGCAACGAUAAAUGUAAGAAUAAGUAAUGGUUUAAACAAAUAAAGACGACUGAUCAAAAGUUUUAA